Molecule: messenger RNA, 2319 nt
Organism: Sparassis crispa
Lineage: Eukaryota; Fungi; Basidiomycota; Agaricomycetes; Polyporales; Sparassidaceae
Exons: 13
Coding region: 1-2319 (772 amino acids)
Source: RefSeq, a predicted model, not a curated record
AUGCAUCCUCACCUCUUUGUGGUGAACGACCAUCCCAAGAACCCCUUUUCUGAAGUUGGGAUGGUGUACGUAUAUGUCCAGGAUAUGCAUGUAGAGGUGAUGGAAAAGUUAUUCGAUUGGGCUGGGAGACAGCAGUUGCCAGGGUUGACAGCUGAGCAGGCUCGAUUGGCUGGCUAUGUUGAGAUGAAGCCUGGAGAUUCUGUGUUUGCUAGAGAUAUGUGGGGAUCUGGACAACUGGUAGAUGAUGUAAUUCAGGCGUGGUAUGUGCCCAGUUACAAGAUACGGAAGGAACUUAUCAAUGCAAUUAUCGACUCUCGUGAUGAGCUUCUUGGCCCGAAAGAAUUGUGUACAGCUGAUAAGGCUGUCAAGCUUGGUGAUAGCUAUACUGGAGUGUUGCUAUACCUUGGGCCAAUCCUUCCUCGUAACCUUGCAUCUCCCUCUCCUGGUGCUAAAGUAUACGGUGACGUGUUGACACCACAUCAGCAGAUGCGUAAAAGGGCUGUACAGGCAGCUACUAAAGUUGCCAUACAGUGUCUUGAGACUGGACCUCCAGAGGUAUCAGAGGUGUUGAAACGCAAUGCCGAUGUAAAGAAUUUGCCACCAUUGGGGGCCGAUGACAGCUCAGAUAUUUAUAACUAUACUUAUCCGACUGUGCAGUUGAAUAUUUCGUCCACAAAAAAUGAGGACGAGUAUGCAGAGAGCAACUUCCAAGAAGAUCUUGGAAAAUUUGCGGGCAAUCACAUCGAUAAAGGUGACUGGCCUGGUGCUUACACGGUUAUGAUUGGGGCUUCUGAUCUUGGCCCUGAUGACUAUCCUGACAUCUUCUGCUUAUUUGACAUUGGAAUCUUUGUGGAAAUGGGCAAUAUUCCUUUGCUUUGCUUUGGAGGUGUACGCCAUCAUGGUGGCACUCCUCCUACUUCUUCCAACCCUUCCGGUGAUUCUUACCGAGUGGCAUUUAUCAACUAUCCUCCAAAGAGUCAGAUGGAGGAUCAUGCUCUUCUUGGACUUGCAGCCAUGCCUGAUCACAAGCUGCUGACUUUACGGCCCGAAAUGAUCGACCCGCAUUAUGACAAUACGGACAUCGUCUAUAUGAAUGAGGCCAACUGGGCAACCGACGGCUUGGCAUUGAGUGAUCGCAAAGCCUUUUUUCACUUUUAUACAAGAGGCAUUGCCCAGCGAAGAUGGACGUUAACAAGUUCCUGGAUGGAGGUUGAUGGCGAACAUGUUACGCCUGGCCCUUGGGAGCUUGGUCCUGGUUCUACUGCAUACUUGGAGACUUUUGAAACUACUCGCGCUGAUGCGGUGAAGUCUUGGGACCAUCUAGCGAAGACUCGAGCUGCAUUUAUUCCUUAUCUUGCUGAAAAGAAGAAGGGAGGGGCUGGUAGUGACUCUGACUCUGAUGAGGAGCCCGCAGCAACUGGUGAUAUUGAAGCAGUCAUCGUGCCUGCUAAGCCAAGUGGUCGACCUUUACCUAAGAACAUUGAGCAGCAUAUUUCUGAUGGCUAUGAGCCUGACAAGGAUGACAAUGAUGAAGACAACUAUGAUCAAGAGCCUAGGAACACUGAACAGACACCUCAGACUCGAAAGAAGAAACAACCUUCACGCAAAGUCUUGGCAUCUUUUUAUGUUUAUGAUGAAUCUGUAGAAGAGAGAGAGCAAGAUCCAAUGAAUAGUGACCAAGUGACAGAAAGUGAAAAUGAUUCAGACAUUGAUGACACCGUUCAUACGGCAGUGCUCUCACUCUUCAAAAAGCGGAACAUCAAGGCAUCUCAUUCAGAAUUCAGUAAUAUUCUCCAAGGCAUUCAACAGCAGUCUCAUCAAAAAUAUGUCACUGCUCAGCAAAAGCUCACUCGUUUCCUUAACAAGUUCAAUGGUCAGCAGCAUCCCAAUGCUCAGUUUGCAGUUUCCAUCUCUCAAAUAUGGGAGUCAAUGGAGGUUCUCUCUAUCAAAGGCAAAGUCAUCUCAUUGGAGAACAUUCUUGCGCAGAAGCAGAUCAUGCUGUCUAAUGGUGUUGCCUGGCAUUGGCUGAACGUCAUCUGUCUCCAGCGUUGUCAGGAACUCUUUGAACCUCUUCAUGCAAGGAAACUUGUAACCUCAUCCGAUUGGUUUACCUCUCUUACUAUCAAGAUCUACCAGCACUUCGAGAUUUCUCGCCGCUCCAGUAACACACUAAAUCCCUCGACUUAUCUUCCUGGUCUUCCAAAGUCGAUUCAACCUUGGAAGCUGCCUGUUACCAAUGCUCUUAAUGGUGAUGCUGGAGACUCAUGUUCUCAGCACACUGCACUCAGUCCUAUGCAGUUGGCUUGGUUAUCCAAAUGA